AUGGCUUCAGCAUCUCUCGUAGGAAGUACCGGUCUCGUCGGCUCCCACAUUCUCUCGACCCUUCUCUCUCACCCCUCCAUCUCCACCGUCCACUCCCUCUCUCGCCGCGAUCCCAAACCCAGCACCACCUCUCCCAAACUCCAUGCCCUCACCUCCACAGACACAUCAACAUGGUCUUCGCUCCUCACCUCCCUCUCUCCCUCUCCCCUCCUCUUCUUUUCCGCGCUCGGCACGACGAAAGCGCAAGCGGGUAGUAUUGAAGCCCAGCGCAAAAUCGACUACGAUUUGAAUCUCGAGCUUGCGUCUACUUUUUCGCCGACCGCGGAGAAUGGAGAAAACGGACAGGAAAGAAAUAAAAUCUACAUCCUCGUCUCUACCCACGGCGCAAACCCCUCUUCCAUGAUCCCCUACUCCAAAAUGAAAGGCGAGCUCGAAGACGCGGUGAAAGCACUGCUAGAUAAGAAGGGAAGUAGGGUGAAACAUAUUAUUAUCCUGAGACCUGGGUUGAUAGUAGGAGAGAGGGAGGAUUCGAGACCGACGGAGUUUGUGGCGAGGAAGGUGGCAGGGUGGUUGGGCUGGGUCAAUCCGGGAUUGCAGGAUUUUUGGGCGCAGGAUGCGAGGGUUAUUGGGAGGGCGGCGGUGGAGGCGGGGGUUAGGGCGAUGAGGGGGGGGGAUGGGGAAAAUGGGGAGAUUCCGAGGGUCUGGGAGUUGGGACAGAGGGAUAUUGUUAGGUUGGGGAAGACGGAGUGGAGGGGAAAGGGGGAGUUGUGA
This is a messenger RNA of Botrytis porri, 771 nucleotides long. RefSeq lists its product as uncharacterized. Lineage: Eukaryota; Fungi; Ascomycota; Leotiomycetes; Helotiales; Sclerotiniaceae. The transcript is spliced from 2 exons. The record is from RefSeq and is a predicted model, not a curated record. Gene Ontology annotation, biological process: import into nucleus. Gene Ontology annotation, cellular component: cytoplasm. The coding region runs from base 1 to 771 and encodes 256 amino acids.